Molecule: messenger RNA, 4392 nt
Organism: Cynara cardunculus var. scolymus (artichoke)
Lineage: Eukaryota; Viridiplantae; Streptophyta; Magnoliopsida; Asterales; Asteraceae
Product: putative multidrug resistance protein
Exons: 6
Coding region: 592-4392 (1266 amino acids)
Biological process (GO): transmembrane transport
Cellular component (GO): membrane
Molecular function (GO): ABC-type transporter activity; ATP binding; ATP hydrolysis activity
Source: RefSeq, a predicted model, not a curated record
UAUUAUUUAUAUAUUUAAAAAAAUUGGGUUUUACAGUCCAAACCGUUAUGGUUGGUCAAAAUCACUAUUCUUGGAAUUGAUCUUAUUGGAGAGUUAACCUCUGGUCGUUGGACACUUUGAAAGAAUCUCAACUCAAAAAGACAAAUUGGACAAAUGUCAUUCAUAGUAAAACAACAUGCUCUCAUAUGUGCAGAAUGUACAAUGUAAGAAUCCCUUUCUUGGCCGGCCAAGAGACAAACAACUAGUAAACAGAAAAUGAAUCAACGACGGCUGUGAGGGAAAUAGAUUAAACGAACAAGGAAACACAAAGAGCUCCGAUCCAUAAUCUGCUACCCUACUCAUACUCCUCUAAGAGCUCCAACCCAUAAUUUGUCAUGACACUUGACACUAUAUUCGAUUUACUAAACAACAAGGGGGCCACACAAGAUUGGAGUUAUUUGCAUCAAAAUUCACAACUAAAGAUCAUGACAAACAAGUGUAGAUAGCCUCUACGCUACCAAAGAGGGUAUCAAUGACAUUUGGCAGAUACUAGAAUGCAGGUAUUCUAAUUAAAGAAGCCUUUGUCAUACAUGGAUACAUAUGCAUAUAUGAAUGUUUGGUGCAUAUAUACAGUUAACUUUCAGAGUAGAGAGAGGAUUCACUGAUAUGAUGAGAAAAGGUGGAAUGUUUCAUUUUGCAGAUGGCACAGAUAAGCUUCUUUUGUUAUUUGGUACCUUAGGAUGCAUUGGAGAUGGGUUGAUGUCUCCCCUUACAAUGGUAAUCCUUGGUGGGAUCAUCGAUGAUUAUGGGAGUGGUGAUCUGACUUUCUCCAAUGACGUGGUGGACAAGUAUGCACUCAAGCUGCUCAUCCUAGCUAUUGGCGUUGCAGUAUCAGCUUUCAUUGAAGGAAUUUGCUGGACAAGAACUGCAGAAAGACAAACAUCACGUCUGAGGAUAGAAUACCUAAAAUCCGUACUCAGGCAAGAAGUCAGUUUCUUUGACACACAAGUUGGCUCUUCCACUAAUUUUGAAGUCAUCUCAGCCAUUUCUGGUGAUGCUCAAUUGAUUCAAGAUGUCAUGGCUGACAAGAUACCCAACUGUCUGGCUCACCUAUCAGCACUUGUAUUCAGCAUCAUAGUGAGUUUCAUACUUUCAUGGCGACUAGCUGUGGCUUCCCUUCCUUUUGCACUUCUGUUUGUCGUUCCUGUGUUAGGCUUUGGGGCCUCACUACAAGGUCUGGGGAUGAAGAUGAAGGAUGCUUAUGAUACAGGUGGUGGGGUUGCAGAGCAUGCAAUAUCAUCAAUCCGAACUGUUUAUUCUUAUGUUGGAGAACAUCAAACCAUUAAUAAAUUCAGCCAUGCACUUCAGACAAGUAUGGCACUAGGCAUAAAGCAAGGAUUUACAAAAGGUUUGAUGAUCGGGAGUAUGGGUAUGGUUUUUGUUGCUUGGGCAUUUAUAUCUUGGGUUGGAAGCUAUCUUGUUACCGAAAAAGGAGAAACAGGUGGUCGUGUUUUCGUUUCAGCAAUUUGUGUAAUCAUGGCAGGGCUUUCAGCUAUGAGUGCAUUGCCCAACGUCACAUUCAUUUCAGAGGCGAUAGCUGCUACCAAAAGAAUGUUUAAGAUGAUUUCACGGGUUCCUCUCAUAGAUUCUGAUAACUGGACAGGGAAAACGAUAGCAUCUGUGAGAGGAGACAUUGAAUUCAGGGGUGUUGAUUUCUCAUACCCAUCAAGACCAGAUACACCGAUCCUUCAAAAACUCAACCUCAAGGUGAAAGCUGGCAAGACAAUAGGUCUUGUGGGCAGCAGUGGAUCAGGGAAGUCGACAAUUAUUUCUUUGCUUGAAAGAUUUUAUGACCCUGUGAAAGGAGAUAUCCUUCUUGAUGGACACCGAUUAAAGGGCUUUCAGCUUAAAUGGUUAAGAUCUCAAAUGGGAUUAGUGAAUCAAGAGCCAGUGCUCUUUGCAACAUCAAUCAAGGAAAACAUACUUUUCGGCAAAGAAGGGGUUUCGGCAGAAAUGGUUGAGAUUGCAGCUAAAGCAGCAAACGCACACGAUUUCAUCAUCAAGUUGCCUGAUGCUUAUGAAACUCAAGUUGGACAGUUUGGGAUUCAAUUAUCCGGUGGGCAAAAGCAAAGAAUUGCCAUAGCAAGAGCUUUGCUAAAAGAACCAAGAAUUUUAUUGCUGGAUGAAGCAACAAGUGCAUUAGAUACAAAAUCUGAAAGAGUUGUUCAGGAGGCCCUAGAUCAGGCUUCAAUAGGGAGAACAACUAUAAUAGUUGCCCAUCGCCUUACAACAAUUCGUAAGGCAGAUAAGAUUGUGGUUCUCUGGUCAGGGAAAGUCAUUGAAUCUGGUACACAUGACGAGUUAAUGCAUAAGAACAACAAAAAAGAAGGUGGUGCCUACUACCAAAUGGUGUUGUUACAGCAAUCAGCAACACAUAAUGAAUCUGGCUCCCCUGAUUCUCUAUAUCCACCAAUCCGACAACAACCUCAUGGAAGAGAUUUCAAUCCCCAAUUUGCCCGGAGUCCGAUUGGUGCAAGAUCAAGCUUGCAAAACAGCCCAAUGUCCCCCUUCUGCCCAACAGUAAUUAUGAGUAUGGCUCAUUCUGUCCAAAUGUAUUCUUAUCAAGAAAGUGAUGGCGAAUACUUAAGUGACAUACCUGAUCGUAGUCCUUCACAAUGGCGUCUCUUGCAAAUGAAUGCUCCCGAGUGGAAACGAGCCUUUCUUGGGUGCCUAGGAGCCACUGGUUUUGGGGCUAUAUCACCAAUACAUGCGUAUUGUUUGGGAUCAGUUGUCUCAGUAUACUUCUUGCCCGAUAAGGCCAAAGUGAAAUCAGAUACAGCGUUUUACUGUAUAAUUUUUGUAGUUUUGGGAGUCGUUUGCUUUGUCGCCAACCUACUUCAACAUUAUAACUUUGCAGUUAUGGGAGAGCGUUUAACCAAGAGGGUGAGAGAAAAAAUGCUUGGAAACAUCCUCACGUUUGAAGUUGGAUGGUUUGAUAAAGAUGAGAACACGAGUGCAGCAAUUUGUGCCCGGCUUGCAACUGAAGCUAGCUUGAUAAGGUCUCUCGUUGGAGAUCGCAUAUCGUUGCUCCUUCAAGUCUUUGUCAGCGCAUUUCUUGCUUUUAUUAUUGCAUUGAUAAUCACUUGGAGAGUAGCCAUUGUCAUGAUUUCAGUGCAACCAUUGCUCAUAGCAAGCUUCUACUCCAAGACUGUUCUGAUGAAAAGCAUGUCCACAAAAGCCAAAAAGGCACAGAACGAAGGCACUCAACUAGCAAGUGAGGCAGUGGUAAAUCAUAGAACAAUCACUGCCUUUGCUUCUCAACAAAGAAUCGUGAGACUAUAUGCAGAAACGCAGAAAGGACCACGGAAGGAAUGCAUUAAACAGUCAUGGUUCUCGGGUCUGGGCUUGUUCACUUCCCAAUUUGUGACAACAGCUGCAAUAUCGUUGGCAUAUUGGUAUGGUGGAAGAGAAAUGAAUAAAGGAUUGGUAACCGCAAAACAAAUGUUCCAGGUCUUCUUCAUCUUGAUGACCACAGGCAAGAACAUUGCAGAUGCAGGAAGCAUGAGUUCUGAUUUAUCAAAGGGUGGAGGUGCAGUUAAGUCGGUGUUAGCAGUACUGGACAGAAAAACGGAGAUCGACCCAGAUGACUCUGAAGGUUUGAAAGUAAGGAGAAUCAAUGGUCAUAUAGAGCUGAUGAAUGUACACUUUUCCUACCCAUCAAGGCCUGAGCAAAUGAUCUUUCAGGGCCUGUCUUUAAAAAUUGAAGCUGGAAGAACAGUAGCACUUGUGGGUCAAAGUGGUUCGGGUAAAUCCACCAUCAUUGGGUUAAUAGAAAGAUUCUACGACCCAAUAAAAGGAUGCAUACUCGUUGAUGCACGAGACUUGAAAAACUACAAUCUGAGACAUUUGAGAUCACAUAUUGCACUAGUGAGCCAAGAACCAACCCUUUUCGCUGGAAGUAUCCGUCAUAACAUCAUCUAUGGUAAAGAGGAAGCUAGUGAAGCUGAGAUCAUGAAAGCAGCAAAGCUUGCAAAUGCCCACGAGUUUAUAAGUUCUAUGAACGAUGGAUACGAAACUUACUGUGGAGAAAGAGGGGUGCAGCUAUCAGGAGGCCAGAAGCAGAGAGUUGCACUUGCUCGAGCAAUACUCAAGAAUCCAGCAAUCCUUCUGUUAGAUGAGGCAACUAGCGCACUCGAUAGUGCAUCGGAGAAUCUGGUGCAAGAAGCAUUGGAGAAGAUGAUGGUUGGCAGGACUUGUGUAGUAGUUGCACAUCGACUAUCAACCAUACAGAAAUCUGAUUCCAUAGCUGUGAUUGAAAAUGGAAAAGUUGCGGAGCAAGGAUCACACUCCGAACUGCUUUCAAUGGGGAAUAUGGGUUCCUACCACUCUCUCAUAAAGCUGCAACACAUAUGA